AGACAGGGCGCGGGCGGGCGGGGCCUCAGGCGGCCGGACGGCGCGGGGUGCACGCGGUGCUGAAAAGCUUGCACCGGAAAAAAAAAACGCCUUGGACAGGAGCUGGAGGCGAAUUCCCGGAGGGAGAGCGAAGUGGCGUUGCCGUGGACGGCGCGUCAAAAUCACCAUCCUCAAAGGGGGUCAGAAGAAAACCGAAAGGUACAAGCAUGAGCUCUCAGAGGUCCGCGUGGAUCUGUUGGGUCGGCGCUGCGGCGUCCCCGCUCCGCCUCCACAAAAUGCGGGCUGCCCAGCUUUGAAAAUUCGGCCGGGCGAAAAUACGGCCACGUCCGUGAUGGCCCUGGCCCGCUGUGGGAACGAAAAUGCGCUAUAUAUUGGCUCUGGGCGCCGCGGCGCGCACUGCCAUGCUGGCGAAGAAUUAGCCAAGCGAUUUCUGGCGGCAUCGACGAGGCCCGGACCGGCGACGCGCCCCGCCCCGCUCGGGCCCACCAGUGGCGAUGACGGCGGCGGCGAGGGCGCCAAGGACGACGACCAGUGACGACCCCGAGGGGUGGAGUGAGACGGGGCACGCCGCUUCGGAAGGCGGCGGUGUCUCUCUCGGCCUUCCGAGAGGCCCCGUGCGCCUUCUUCGAAGCCACCCGCGGCUUCUCAGAGGGCGCGAGGGCUCCGAAAAACCCCGCGGCUCUCUGAGAAGGUCUGCCUACAUCGGCUUCUCCUCCAUUGAGACGGCGCCGAGGCAGCAUGCGGAUCGCGGCAGCGAGCGCAAGCUCGCCGCGCAAUGACGGGGGCUACGCGCGAACCGCGCCACGGAGGCCUCAUCACUUGCCCUUCUCCAGGUACCU
Messenger RNA from Prorocentrum cordatum, 839 nucleotides. NCBI's taxonomy places the organism in Eukaryota, Dinophyceae, Prorocentrales, Prorocentraceae. The record is from the annotation of a GenBank genome assembly.